UAAUUUUCUUUUACGGUUAAGCAAAAUAAAAGAAAAUUUUUGUGUAUAAAAAAGAAAACAUAGCGAGCGCGUUAGUGUUCGAAUGUGAAUAGAAAACCCGAUUGUCGUGCUUCUCUUUGCACAUUGUGAUUUAGUAAGAAGCGAAGCAAAAAUUUGUUUAAAGGUGCCAAAGAGGCACCUUCAUUUGUUAGUAAACGUUCACAAAUGACUUAGUGAGAUGGGGAAUAGAGAGCAAAAGAAAAUGAACAUGAAUAUAUUUAAAAAUUUAAAGACAUUGUGCAUAUUUUUUCCUGAUUCUUUAGCAGACUUUGCCGGUUACCAGUUACCGGCAAUAUUUAUAUUAAAGUGACCUUUUGCCAACAAUUUUUUAUGAAACAUAAACUGCACGCAAAAACACGACCACGGCAAAGACAGCGAAGAUUUGACGAACGAGUGAAUAAGAAUAAAUAGCGAAUGCGAAAAACGGUGAUGGCGGCAUAGUUGCCACUGCUGAAAACAAAGUUUGGAAGUCAAUAGGAAAUGAGUUUACAACAUUUAAAUGACAAUUGUUAUGCAUCAUAUAAUGGAUUAUCACCACUAUAGAACCUUAACUAAAACAACUUUUCGAUAAUCGGUCCUAAGGAGGUAACCUGAUUUAUACUUCUAAGGAAUCUUGGAAAUAUUGAGCAAUUUAUUUUGCUUGUCGGUUAACCAUUUCUAAGUAAAAACUUACUCAAAUUUUAGCAUUGAUUUGACAUUCUUUGUAUCUCAUUUCUGAUAGUUUUGCCAGAGAAUGUAAAUAAUCUACAUUCUCUGGUUUUGCUAUAUUUUAAAAGUGUGGACCUUUCCCUUGGUCAUCAGAACGUUGAAAUUUUUGCUUAUUAUGGAGAGAUAUAAUAGAUACUGUAUUUCACAAUAUGAAUCAUUUCUUUUGUAAGCAUAGUGUGUAAGCACCCUUAAUUUUGUUUUGUUUAAAUUACGGCUAAAAUAUACGAGUACAUAUGCGUGAACUUAAUAGCGGAAAGUUUUUAUUUCAUUGCAUUGUUUUUAUUAUUUCCAUUGGCCUUAAAACUACAAAUUUAUCAGGUGUUUUGUAUUUAAGUGUUUUAAAUGCAUAUGUAUGUCAAUUUCUACCAGCAAGGAUACAUUAAUUACAUUUGUCAGUUCAACGAAUAAUUUCAAAAGAAUUGUUUUGAGUGGGAAUAAUGCCAACUAUUAAAGUAACACCAUUAGGUGCUGGUCAGGAUGUUGGACGCAGUUGCCUACUAUUAUCAAUGGGUGGCAAAAACAUCAUGCUUGACUGUGGUAUGCACAUGGGGUACAAUGAUGAACGUCGUUUCCCUGAUUUUUCAUAUAUCGUCCCAGAAGGUCCAAUAACAAGUCACAUUGAUUGUGUGAUAAUUUCUCAUUUUCAUUUGGAUCACUGCGGAGCUUUGCCAUAUAUGUCCGAGAUGGUAGGCUAUUCGGGUCCUAUUUACAUGACGCAUCCAACCAAAGCUAUUGCCCCCAUAUUAUUAGAGGAUAUGCGAAAGGUGGCUGUAGAGCGAAAAGGCGAGUCAAAUUUCUUCACUACACAAAUGAUAAAAGAUUGUAUGAAAAAGGUUACCGCUGUCACAUUGCAUCAAAGCGUUAUGGUGGACAACGAGUUGGAGAUUAAAGCAUACUAUGCCGGCCACGUGUUGGGCGCUGCAAUGUUUUGGUUACGCGUCGGCUCGCAAUCGGUUGUGUAUACGGGUGAUUACAAUAUGACACCUGAUCGUCAUUUAGGCGCUGCAUGGAUAGACAAAUGCAGGCCGGACUUAUUAAUUUCUGAGAGCACAUAUGCAACAACUAUACGUGAUUCAAAACGUUGUCGCGAGCGUGACUUCCUUAAGAAAGUGCAUGAAUGUGUAGCUAAGGGAGGAAAAGUUUUAAUACCUGUGUUUGCGUUGGGUCGCGCACAAGAGCUUUGUAUUUUAUUGGAAACAUAUUGGGAACGUAUGAAUUUGAAAUUCCCCAUAUAUUUUGCGGUGGGUUUGACAGAGAAAGCGAAUACCUAUUAUAAAAUGUUUAUCACCUGGACCAACCAGAAGAUACGUAAAACGUUUGUGCAACGAAAUAUGUUUGACUUUAAGCAUAUUAAACCAUUUGAUAAGGCUUAUAUUGAUAAUCCUGGAGCUAUGGUCGUAUUUGCUACGCCAGGUAUGUUGCAUGCUGGUUUGUCAUUGCAGAUUUUUAAAAAAUGGGCACCAAAUGAAAAUAAUAUGGUUAUCAUGCCUGGAUAUUGUGUUCAGGGCACAGUAGGUAAUAAAAUUCUUGGAGGUGCAAAAAAAGUCGAAUUCGAAAAUAGACAGGUGGUUGAGGUGAAAAUGUCUGUGGAAUAUUUAAGUUUCUCCGCACAUGCUGACGCAAAAGGUAUUAUGCAACUAAUACAAAAUUGUGAACCAAAAAAUGUCAUGUUGGUGCAUGGUGAGGCUGAAAAAAUGCAAUUUUUACGCACCAAAAUAAUGGAGGAGUUUAACAUUGAAACCUAUAUGCCUGCAAAUGGCGAGACUUCAGUUAUUUCAACACCUGUAAAAAUUUCUGUCGAUGCAUCGGUAUCUUUGCUCAAAGCAGAAGCCCGCGUAUACAAUGCUCAACCGCCUGAUCCAAAACGACGACGUCUCAUACACGGUGUACUUGUCAUGAAGGAUAAUCGUAUUAUGUUGCAGAAUCUAACUGACACACUGAAAGAAUUCGGUAUUAAUCGCCAUGUAAUGCGCUUUACAUCCAAGGUUAAAAUGGACGAUCCCGGCCCACGUUUGCGUACGGGUGAGAAACUUUUCGCGCUGCUACAAGAAAAACUGGUCGGCUGGACUGUUAGCAUGCAGGAAAGUUGCACGAUAUGUGUCGAAACAGUUGAGAUAAAGAUUGAGGAAGAUGAAAAGGACCCGAAACAUAAAACCAUACUUAUAACAUGGACUAAUCAAGAUGAAGAUAUCGGCGCUUAUAUAUUGAAUUUGCUACAAAAUAUGUGUUGAUUCAAAAUAAAUUUGUGAAUUUCUAUAGCUAUUAAUUUGUCUUUAUAUACGCAUCUAGGUAUUUUUGAGAAAAUACAAAAUUUAUAAUAAAAUAUA
Molecule: messenger RNA, 3074 nt
Organism: Bactrocera oleae (olive fruit fly)
Lineage: Eukaryota; Metazoa; Arthropoda; Insecta; Diptera; Tephritidae
Source: RefSeq, a predicted model, not a curated record